AUGGUGCAAGUUGAGCUACCGGUUGUGGACAUCAGUUCGUAUCGUUGUUACCAUAACGAAACUGGUUCUGCCAACAGUAGCAAUGCUUCGCUUCCUGUGGAUAUUGAGCGCGAGUGCUUUUGCAUCGCCCAAGCGCUGGCUCGCUACGGGGCAGUUGUUAUCAGAGACACCACGGUUUCUGCGGAAGAGAACAAUGCCUUCAUCGAGCUUAUGGCCUCAUAUUUCGCGCACCCUGACAAGGCAGAAGACGCACGGCCUCAGCUGAACUAUCAAGUGGGCUGGACACCAGCCUUUACAGAGCGACCCCGACCCAUUCCUGCGGACUUUCACGGCGAUGCGCCGGUCACGCCCCGACCUCAAUCGGUACCGCCCAUUACCUCACAGGAUCCGAAAGAGCGGUUUCUAUGGCGCAUCGGUCCGCGCCCUGCGACUUCACGUUUUCCAGAACAAAACGCACCGCCAGUAGUUCCUCGACGCUUUGCCGAACGUUGGUCGCAGAUCAUGGACCGCUGGGGACAUCGCCUCCUAGAUGCGAUUCAGCUCGUUGCAGAGAUGGUCGCAUUGGGACUCGGACUGGGGCGCGACGCCUUUACAUCCCGCAUGAAAGACGGACCGCACCUGCUGGCACCAACCGGCUCGAAUUUGAGCGGUCUCCUGGACAGACCGAAUACCGUCUUGGCUGGCUUUCACUAUGAUUUGUGCUUCCUCACCAUUCAUGGGAAAUCGAAUGCCCCUGGCCUGUAUCUGUGGACAAGAGAGGGUUCUCGUUUCCCAGCGAAAGUGCCGCCGGGAUGUCUCCUAGUACAGGCGGGGCUGGAGUUGGAGUGGUUAACAGGCGGUCUCAUUCAGCGCGGCUACCAUGAAGUAGUUGCGGAUGAGGCGGCCUUGGCGCUUGCAAAGGCUCAUAUGGAGCAGCAGCAUGAUGCAACUGGGAAGCAACGUCGUCCAUUCUGGCGCAUUAGUUCGACGCUUUUCGCGCACAUUGCUUCAGAUCAGGUUCUUGAACCGCUUGCGGGUUUGGCGGGCGUGACGGACUCGAGCCGUGUCAAGUAUCCCCCUAUUUUGGCAGGCGACCUUGUUCGGCGGGAGCUCAUGGCGAUUUCGUUGUGUCCAUCUGCGACUGCAACGGACACAGCGUCGUGA
Messenger RNA from Cyanidioschyzon merolae strain 10D, 1143 nucleotides. RefSeq lists its product as hypothetical. Lineage: Eukaryota; Rhodophyta; Bangiophyceae; Cyanidiales; Cyanidiaceae. The record is from RefSeq and is a predicted model, not a curated record. The transcript has a single exon. The coding region runs from base 1 to 1143 and encodes 380 amino acids.